Messenger RNA from Penicillium robsamsonii, 1509 nucleotides. RefSeq names its product F-box domain protein. The transcript has 4 exons. NCBI's taxonomy places the organism in Eukaryota, Fungi, Ascomycota, Eurotiomycetes, Eurotiales, Aspergillaceae. Gene Ontology annotation, molecular function: protein binding. The record is from RefSeq and is a predicted model, not a curated record. The coding region runs from base 1 to 1509 and encodes 502 amino acids.
AUGGCUUCACCCACUAAGCCAAUUCUCGAGGGCUUCAUGGCUCUCCGUGACAACUCAAGCCGGCGAGCAGUCAUCAACAAGAUUGUUGAUAGCCUAAGUUCUCAUGAGAUACGUGAAGUGAAAAGUCGAUUGGAAUCGAUGACUUUCCAAUGUGAUUUGCUUGAUAAACUGCCUCUGGAACUGGUGGCUAUGUUAACAGAGUAUUUGGAUUUAGCAGAUCUUAUUCUUCUUCGAAGAGUCUCCAAACGAUGGCAUGAAUUGCUCUCUUCAACCAUCGUCGUCACCACUGCGAUGAUAUACCACACGGGGAAAAACUUUAUCAAGUCCGAUUCCCCUGCCGAUCUCGAUGCAUUGAUCAAAAAGCGAAUUCGAGCGGAAAGGGGUCUGCCUGCUGUUGUGGUUACAAUCCCCAACAACUUGUCUCGCGAUUUAAAGGACGAUGUGAACAGAGACGGCAUAAGCUGUUUUAACGGAGUAUGCGCGUGGAUUGAAGAAUCCACAGAUCGAACUACUAUCUUUGUGGUGCACCUACCAAGCGGCAAGAACAGCACUGUCACCACAGAAAAUCGAGAAGAAUUUACCCAUGUCGAGGUCUCGGACACUUUGGUCUCAGCGACUUCUGUUCGGGGGCAUUGUCAUGUCUGGAACAUGUCCACAGAACAGCACAAGUCUUUUCGCAUCCCUUCACUGCACUUUACUCAUUACAUAUCUAUCGGGUCCAAGGUCGUGCUGGGUUAUGUGGACUCCGUAGUCCACUUCUGCUUUGACUCCGGAGUCUCCCGUUCGAUCAAACUUCGACCCUUCAUUGUUUUGUUAUCAGUACAUGCAGAGGAAGAUGCCCUCACUGUCGUUUCCGUCCGCAGAAAACAUAGCGAUAAUAUUCAACCCUGGAAAGAUGGCGCAUUGUUUGUGGAAGAGCAUCAUUUGAAGAUGGAGAAGUUCUCUGUCCAUGAGAAUAAGUUUAUCCGCACCUGGGAGCAAUGUCGAGAGCUUCCUUUCCAGAUGGAAGAUUUAUGGGAGCUUCAAUGCGAACCAGAAGACAUGACAACAUACAGGGAAAGCCUGCGCCCCGGCCAAAGCUCUGCUUUGCUGGUAAAUUGCAUAGGUGAACCUUCUAUUAAUACGAUUUCUCUCUCACUCGAGGCAGAUGAUCAGAUUACUGUGCAUUUCCACUCUGCAGAGUUGAAUUUCAAGAAUCAACACGCCAAUCUUGACUACUCAGCUCGAGGCCCGGGUCUGACUUAUUGUUUUGAGGAAGACGAAAUCUCAAUGAAAAUGAAAUUGUGCAUUGGCUAUGAGUCCCCAGUGUCCGGGCAUGUCGUUGACGCUAAGGGGCGUCAAUUCGAAUCCAGACACACAAUAGAUUUCCCGAAAAAUCGGCCCUGCACCUCGGUUUUGGGCGAUGGAGACUUCGUUAUAUUCCCUUCGGAUGACAAAAUCUGGAUCUGGUGUUUUGAUGAGACAUGGCUACCCUCUGGUGCCACUGAUAUGAGGAUUGCAACUUGGUGA